Messenger RNA from Anopheles marshallii, 432 nucleotides. Its product is annotated as cuticle protein 19-like. Gene Ontology annotation, cellular component: extracellular matrix. The record is from RefSeq and is a predicted model, not a curated record. Lineage: Eukaryota; Metazoa; Arthropoda; Insecta; Diptera; Culicidae. The coding region runs from base 1 to 432 and encodes 143 amino acids. The transcript is spliced from 3 exons.
AUGUCCCUGAGUUGGAGAUAUAAAGCACCUGUUUCUCGUUUGAAUCAUCAGUCGCUCAUCAGAUACCAGCUCGUGAACAAAGCACAACUAUCCAACAUGUUGAAGAUUCUCACCCUGAUUGCCUGUCUGGCAAUUGUGGCCUCAGCCCAGUACCAUGGAGAACCCGAGCACAAGGAACACUACGCACACCCCAAGUACAAGUUCGAGUAUGGCGUCAAGGAUCCCCAUACCGGUGAUCACAAGAGCCAGUGGGAAGUACGCGAUGGUGAUGUCGUCAAGGGAGCAUACACCCUGCACGAGGCCGAUGGAACCGAGCGUGUGGUCGAGUACAAGUCGGACGGUCACAACGGAUUCGAGGCUGACGUGAAGAAGGUCGGACAUGCCCAUCACCCACAGGGUGCAAGCUACGUCAAUGUCGACAAACACUACUAA